Suncus etruscus (white-toothed pygmy shrew) is the source of this 1547-nucleotide messenger RNA. RefSeq names its product WAS/WASL interacting protein family member 3 (gene WIPF3). Bases 1 to 1113 code for a protein of 370 amino acids. Gene Ontology annotation, cellular component: early endosome; recycling endosome; WASH complex. Gene Ontology annotation, biological process: exocytosis; endocytic recycling; Arp2/3 complex-mediated actin nucleation. The transcript is spliced from 8 exons. NCBI's taxonomy places the organism in Eukaryota, Metazoa, Chordata, Mammalia, Eulipotyphla, Soricidae. The record is from RefSeq and is a predicted model, not a curated record. Gene Ontology annotation, molecular function: alpha-tubulin binding; actin binding; gamma-tubulin binding.
AUGGCAACUGCUAGCACAGAGCAGAUAAACACAGACACUCCCAUCUUGAGGAAGGCAGAUGCUAAAGGUCGGAGUGCACUGUUGGCUGACAUCCAGAAAGGAACUCGCCUGCGCAAAGUAACACAGAUCAAUGACCGUAGCGCCCCUCAAAUUGAGAGCUCAAAAGGAACAAAUAAAGAAGGAGGUGGAGCCACUACACCCCGAGGAGGGAGCACCCCCCCAGCCCUGGGGGACCUUUUUGCUGGGGGUUUCCCUGGGCUGCGACCAACAGGCCAGAGAGAUGUGGCAGGAGGCAAGACCGGCCCAAUGCCUGGCUCCCUCGCGCCUUCUCCGCGGCUCCCCAGCAAAACCCCGGGCACCCCAUCCCACCCCGCCGCUUCCCCCAGGCCGGCUCCGCCUCGGCCCAGCGUGCCCGCGCCCCCGCCACCCCCGCCGCUGCCUGCCCCGACCCCUGCCAAGGCGCCCCAAGUCCCCGCCGCGCCGCCCCCGCCGCCGCCGCUGCCCGGAGACAGAACCCCGAAAACCCCGCUGGCCCCGCUGCCCACACCCCCGCCGCUGCCGCUCCUCCCGCCCUGCGGGUACCCCGGGCCGCCCCCGCCACCCCCGCUGCCCCUCCACGCCCCCUGCGCCCCCAGGUCCUCCAGCCCGGCGCCUCCUGUGUCCCCUAAGUCCCCCAGCUACCCGGCGCCCCCCAACAAGCCCAGCGCGCAGCCCCUGCCCGGGGUUCAGCCACUCCCGCAGAAGAAGCGCCCAGGCCGGGGCCCAGGGACAAGCGGGGGAAAGCUGAACCCUCCCCCAGCACCACCAGCUAGGUCGCCCACAACGGAGCUUUCCAGCAGGAGCCAGCAGGCCUGGCCCCUGAGCCAGCAGGCAGGAGGCCAGCUGAAGAAUGGGAACUUGCACACAGCAGAUGACUUUGAAACUAAAUUCACCUUCCAUUCAGUGGAAGACUUUCCUCCUCCGGAUGAAUAUAAACCAUGCCAGAAGAUUUAUCCCAGCAAGAUACCCAGAAGCCACACACCGGGCCCCUGGCUCCAGGCUGAAGCAACAGGGCCCGGCUCAGAUGAUGCCAGAGGCAGAAAUUCACAGUCAGCUCUGAAGACUCUCCGGUGAGAAGACAGAUGAAGUCAAGUUCCUGGGAGCCAGCUGGGGUCUCCCUCAAGGUGGGACACCCCCAGAAGUAUACCUCCCCUCACUUACCAUCUCCUCAGCUGCCCUACAGGCUCUAAAUGGAGCAUUUAUUUAUUGUAAAUCUGGUGUGCACAGGGGUUGAGCAGUGUUGCAGUCCACUUGGAAAAGAUCCAUGGAUUCAAUAUUUUUAAGUACAUCUUGUCCUUCAUCAGUCAGUCCUGCCCCUCGCAUCCAUUCCAUGACUCCCCCUACUUGGGGGUCAGCCCUUCCUACACUCACUCCAUUUUUGAAGCGCCCUUCAUUUGUAGGGGUCCCACCCAAAAUUAUAGCCCCCUCCCUGGCUUUUUAUUGGCAUGAUGUCACAUUUUAAUCUCACCAACUGCAAAAUACAACCAAACAAUGCCUUACUGACAACA